GGAUUUGAGAAUGAUUAGUGAAGAUGAGGCGAGUUUGACAACGAGCAUUGAAAUUGUGGUGACCAGAGGUAUUACGUGUGGAGAGGAAGAGGAAAAGUUGAGGAAAUUGGGAGAGAAGAAGAUGAUGAAGAGGCUUUAUACUCUGCAAGAUUUAGCCGAUGGUUUAAUGGCAUUGGCUGAUAUUCGAGACGGGAAGGGACGGCUUUCAGGGCCACUUUUGGUAUCGUCGGCGAUUAUUAGUACUCACAAGAAUUGGGUUCUCUUGUUUUCACAUGUCUCAUGA
Molecule: messenger RNA, 283 nt
Organism: Ilex paraguariensis (yerba mate)
Lineage: Eukaryota; Viridiplantae; Streptophyta; Magnoliopsida; Aquifoliales; Aquifoliaceae
Source: the annotation of a GenBank genome assembly